UUCACUCAUAGAUGAUCCUCCCUCACCGACUCUGACUCCAUCCACACUGGAGGUGGAGGAGGGAGCCUCAGUGAGUCUGACGUGCUCUGCUCCAGCUCCAGCUCCAUGUUGGUCUCAUCCUCCAGCUCUGACAUGGAGCCCUAACCUGGGUCAGAGUCAGGAGACACUGCAGGAGAAUCAGGACAAAACUAAAGUCAGGACCUCUGUUAUGAAUUUCACUGCUUCUCACCUCCAUCAUGGAAAUAAAAUCUCCUGCACUGCUGUCUACCAGAAACAAGAUGGUAGCCCUGAUGUCACUGCUGAAACAAGUUUAACUCCUGAUAUUUCAAGUGGAACGUGGGGGAUCACAAUGCCACAGAAUAUAAAUGUCGUGAGUGGAACCUGUGUGAUCAUCCCCUGCUUCUUUGACGUAGAGAAGAGCUAUAAAAAAAUGUUAGAUCAUACAUGUGAAGCAUAUUGGGUCAAAGAAGGUGCAAAACUGCUUGCAACUAAAGACAUGAGAGGAGACUUAACAAAGAAAGACUGCACCACAACUUUCAAUAAUGCAAGUCUUCUUCAAAGAAGUAAAUACUACUUGAGACUGGAGUGUAAUAAUACACUGAUCUACACUUUUAAACAAGCUGGUGUAGAUAUUUCAUUCAUAGAUCCUCCUUCACCGACUCUGACUCCAUCCACACUGGAGGUGGAGGAGGGAGCCUCAGUGAGUCUGACGUGCUCUGCUCCAGCUCCAGCUCCAUGUUGGUCUCAUCCUCCAGCUCUGACAUGGAGCCCUAACCUGGGUCAGAGUCAGGAGACACUGCAGGAGAAUCAGGACAAAACUAAAGUCAGGACCUCUGUUAUGAAUUUCACUGCUUCUCACCUCCAUCAUGGAAAUAAAAUCUCCUGCACUGCUGUCUACCAGAAACAAGAUGGUAGCCCUGAUGUCACUGCUGAAACAAGUUUAACUCCUGAUAUUUCAUGUGAGUUUAUUUUUCUCUUCUCAAAUGAAAUAAAUAGUAAUAACGUUUAAAUAGUAGUAGUAAUGUAUUUAGUAAUAAAUACAGUUAUCUAGAUCUGUUAUUUAUUCUCUCUAAGAGUAAAACUACAUUUAGUCAGUCACAUUUGACAGUUGCUUUUCACUUUACAGUUUUAAGUUUCAGAGUUUCACUUACUAUAUAUAGUAUCAUGUAUUUUCCCCAAGUUAUGAUAUUUGUUUUGCGAAUACACAACCAGUAAAACAGAAUUAUUAA
Haplochromis burtoni (Burton's mouthbrooder) is the source of this 1229-nucleotide messenger RNA. RefSeq names its product sialic acid-binding Ig-like lectin 12. The coding region runs from base 209 to 1009 and encodes 266 amino acids. Lineage: Eukaryota; Metazoa; Chordata; Actinopteri; Cichliformes; Cichlidae. The transcript is spliced from 4 exons. The record is from RefSeq and is a predicted model, not a curated record.